AGUAAACCCUUGAGUUCCAGUGCCUUCUCCAAGAGAUGGAGCAUGAUCCAUUGCAUGUCCACUGAGAACUCAUUCUGCUGAAUUCUGUGGGGCUAAUCCCAGGUUUCAAAAAGAAUCAGGAAGCAUGAAGGUCAAACAUUUUGCUCUGCUGUGUGUCCUCAUGAUGUUCUCUCAGCUGCUACAAGCUGAUAGUGAAACAGUGAAAGAGAGAAAAAGAGAGAGACCGAAUAACAGCAGAGGGGGAAAAGGCCAGCCUGGAUCUAGUAAGAAUGCCAGGGGCCAGAGAAACAGAGGACAAAAUGGUUCUCCCAUGAAAGGGAAGUUUACCACCAAAGAGAAGGCUGAAUGCUCCUGGAGUGUAAAUGAGAAAGAGACCACUCUGCUAACAGUGGACUGCAAAAGAGGUGAAGAUGCCUUCUCUUGUGCGUUUUCUGGCAGCCCUUCUACCUGCCAGCGGUAUACAGAAAACCAGAAGGUCUUCUGGAAGGAAAUCACUCGAUCCCUAAAGAAGCAGAAGAAUCUCUGUAAGGACCACAAGGCUGUCUUAAAGUCUAAAGUCUGUAAGACUGGGCCACCAACCGCCCAUCUUAGACUGAUUAUGGAUGCCAAGCAGGAGACCUCAAACAAAGAACCCAUUGACUGUGUGGAAGAUGUUGAUUACGUGGAUCAGAAGAAGGUGGCUGAAGCACACUGCUCCGAGCUGUGGCAACCUCUUUGCCACUUCUUCAUUUCAAUGAUACAAGAUAAAAAGUGCAGCUAGAAAGGCAAGGAGGCUGGCCGAAGGCCUUGGGUUACUAGAGUUACUACGGGCACAACGGUCUUAACCAACAGUAUCAAGAACAAACAUUCUGGAUUGUUCUCUGAUGCAUCCAGUCAACCACCACUUGGAGAAGAAAAUGCAAUGUGUUUCCUUCUUUUGCUGAAAAAAAUCUGGCUGUAACUAUUAAUCCCCUCCACCCUUCAUCCCAUCCUUCCUCCCACUGCAUAACUCGGGAGAAAGGUGCUAUAUGAAAGGGAUAAAUUUGAUGGAGGGGUUGCCAGCAACUGCUUUCUAUGUUAUAAUGUCUGACGGGAAUACAAAGGCACAUUUUUUAUUAGGCCAACAUGAUGUUUGCAAAACAGUGCACAAGGUUUUCAGAUGUCUAAGACCACUUUAUCAGCAAGAUAAUUCAGAAGAAAAGGAAGUGUGGGUGGAGGGGUGAUAUAAUGUGUUUAUAUAAAGGAAGUGCCAAAAUGAGCAUUUUCAUCAAAGAUACAAUAAAGAAUAAAUUUAUUUCCCAAUGGAGCAUGGUGUCCAUGGGGGGGGUCAAAAAAGUCAAGAUGGAGGCCACAGCCAUGUAAUUGAAGUCCCAUCCCCAUUGUGGCAGAUGUAAAAGAGGACAGGGCUUGGAGAGAAAUGGAUUUGUAUAGUGUGCUAUGCAGAUGUUACAAAGGUGUGAAAAGCUCCAUGUAUUUCUUCGUUCUCCCCUGCAUAUUUCUAGCCAAAGUGAUAAUUAUAGUGUUAGGCACUUUUUUCUUACUUUUGACUGUAGAUUGCUAAAAAUAAAGGUAAAUACCUUUUAAAACUGUU
Python bivittatus (Burmese python) is the source of this 1570-nucleotide messenger RNA. RefSeq names its product fibroblast growth factor binding protein 1 (gene FGFBP1). The record is from RefSeq and is a predicted model, not a curated record. Gene Ontology annotation, molecular function: growth factor binding. NCBI's taxonomy places the organism in Eukaryota, Metazoa, Chordata, Lepidosauria, Squamata, Pythonidae. Gene Ontology annotation, biological process: cell-cell signaling.